Molecule: messenger RNA, 6141 nt
Organism: Tachysurus fulvidraco (yellow catfish)
Lineage: Eukaryota; Metazoa; Chordata; Actinopteri; Siluriformes; Bagridae
Gene: dlgap2a
Product: discs, large (Drosophila) homolog-associated protein 2a
Exons: 7
Coding region: 406-4275 (1289 amino acids)
Biological process (GO): signaling
Cellular component (GO): glutamatergic synapse; postsynaptic specialization
Molecular function (GO): molecular adaptor activity
Source: RefSeq, a predicted model, not a curated record
CUGCAGUGGAGCCUCAGACGCCGAGCCAAUAGCUACUCCUCCACGGAGGGCGCUGCAUCCUCCCGCGUUUUCCCUUUUUUUUUUUUUUUUUUGCUUUUGAUUUCUUUCUCGCUCGCUCUCGGGGACAAAAUAAAUAAAUAAAUAAAUACAUGAAUACAAAAGCUGGGGGGAGGGAGGUCCUGGAUGAUAGAGUGAAGAUUAAAGAAAGAGGAAAGGAGCUUUAAAUCAACAUAGGGAGAGAGAGAAAGCGAGAGAAUCCAUCCACACCCAUGCCUGUUAUCGAAACGGAGAAACGACAGCGGACCCACAUGUUACCCCUGCUGAACUCCGCCGACAGACCAGCCAUAUUCAUGGUCCCCCAUCCAGUACUUCGAUGAAGACAGCUACCCCUCCCCUCCCAGGAAUAUGAAAGGUCUCUCAGGCGGUCGUCCCCAGCUAAACAUCACAACUGGACACACCUUUGGCCUGACAGACUACGACCACUCCCUUGACCACCUGCAGCAUGGUGUUCCCGAUUCCCGCUCGUCUUACCUUCUUAGCCCCACGGAGAGUUGCCCCAUGGACCACCACCGUUGCUCGCCACGGAGCUCUAUCCAUUCGGAGUGCAUGGUGAUGCCCGUCUCCAUGGCCUCUGACCACGUUUCCAGCAGCACAUUUCCCAGGAUGCAUUACAGUUCACACCAUGAGAGUUCGCGGGAGGAUGGCAACACUGGGCAUGGCAGCGGAGGUGGUGGUGGUGUUAUCGGAGGGGGUGGAGUAGUAGGAGGUGGUGCAGGUAGUGGUUCCGGUUCUGGCAAAAUGAACCGGAUACCAGCUAACCUCCUGGACCAAUUUGAGAAGCAGCUGCCCAUCCACAGAGAUGGCUUCCACACACUGCAAUACCAGCGCACAUCCACAGCUACCACCAACAGCGAGCAGCGGAACGAGAGUCCAGGUCGGAUCCGCCACCUGGUGCACUCUGUGCAGAAGCUCUUUACCAAGUCCCACUCGCUGGAAGGCUCCUCAAAGAUGAACGGCACCAAAGGAGACUCACGCUCAGAAAGUGGCCACCACCAUCAUGGUCACCACCACGGCCACCACAAACACAGCAAGAGGAGCAAGAGUAAAGAGCGCAAAGCUGACUCUAAGCACCGCUCAGGGAUUGCCGGGUGGUGGAGCUCUGAUGAUAACCUAGACAGUGACAGCACCUACCGGACUCCCAGUGUCAUGAGUCGGCACCAUGUGGAUCACAUAAGUCACUGCUACCCGGAAUCAGUCCCAGGCCAUUUUGGAGAUCUUUCACUUAAGACCUCAAAGAGCAACAAUGACGUGAAGUGCUCAGCUUGUGAGGGCAUGGCCUUGGCUCCUGAGGGAAAGUAUAUGAAGCGGAGCUCUUGGUCCACGUUGACUGUUAGCCAGGCCAAAGAGGCCUACCGCAAGUCCUCGCUCAAUCUCGAGAAGCCUAUGAUGCCUCAAGACCUCAAGACCCCCAUGAGGCCUUGUCAUUAUCUUCAGGUCCCUCAGGAUGAGUGGGGCGGAUACCCUGGAGUGAAGGAUGAUGAGAUCCCGUGUCGGCGGAUGAGGAGCAGCAGCUACGUGAAGGCGAUGGGAGAUGAGGAGAGCGGCGACUCGGACGGCAGUCCAAAAAACUCGCCGCAGAAGAGCGCUCGGCCCGGCGGUCUCAUCAAGAGUGUGCUGCAGAGGCAGCUAUCAGACCAGAGCUCAUACCGUUUGGAUAAAUCAAGCAGUGACACGAUGAAGUACCUCACCAAUUUUGCUGCAGAUUUAAGUCAGAGCUACCAUCUGCAAGCGUCCAGGGAAAUCCACCCCAGCAUCACGCUGGACCCAUCACCCAAUUACAACUCACCUAAAUUUCGCUCGAGGAACCAGAGCUACAUGAGGGCAGUUAGCACACUGAGCCAAGCCAGCUGUGUCAGCCAAGUGAGCCAGGUGAGUGAGGCUGAGAUGAACGGCCAGUUCGAGUCAGUGUGCGAGUCAGUGUUCAGCGAGGUGGAGUCGCAGGCCAUGGAGGCGCUGGAUUUGCCCGGCUGCUUCCGCACACGCAGCCACAGCUACCUGCGUGCCAUCCAGGCUGGCUACUCACAGGAUGAUGAGUGUGUGCCUUCCAUGAGCUCAUCCACCGUCACCUCCACCAUCAGAUCCACGACUGAGGGGAAUGAAAUGCUUGAGGGCACUGAUUCACUUAAUGAGGACAAUUUUUCCAACAAGGAGGUAGACAUGACCUCCAUGUCCCAGAGGGAUCUGAGCCAUCUUACAAGAGAAAGUGAAUCAAGAAGCCUGUACAGUAAUUGUUCUUUUACCACAGUUCCAUCACUGUCCCCACACAAGCCCAGCAUCCCUGUCAGGCCACGACCUGUUCCAUCAAGUGUACAGGAGACAGCUGACCUGGCACUUGCUAUUAGCCAGCAGUGGAGGGAGGAUGUGUCAGCCAUGCGAAAGGAACUAGCAGAUCUCAGACGGGAUCUGUGCACAGAGCUUCGAGCCUUUAACAGCAACUUUUCCACUUUUGCACAACGCUACAACACAUGGUCUCCAAACUUGGCGAGGGGUUCCCAAAAUCGUUCUGGUAAUGUGUCUGUCGGUACUCAGGCUGGGAGCAAAACUUUGGUGCGACAGAACACAGCAGAUGCAGCUGUGAACUGCCCUUCACCUAUUGAUCCAAAUGUUUUAUCAAUGCAUUCACCUGACCCAGCGCCUUUAGAUAAAAAUAUCCUGCAUGUCUCAACUUCCAGACCAUUAUUCCAAACAGACCCAAAUUCUCAGUUGGCAGAGCUUGAUGAUCUAUCCUAUGCCAACUUGACACCUCCAGAACCUGUGGAUCUGUCAUUGCUAAGCUGGCCUGAACUGGAUCCUGAUCCAAUGACUCCCCCUGAUCCUCCAGAACCAGAUCUACCUUUAGACCCUAGAUAUUAUUCAAAAGUUUCAACUUCUCAAAGGAUGGAUUCGUUUGUACUAGAUUUUAGAAACCUAGAACCUGUACACCUGGCAAAUUUGCACUGGCCAAAACUGGAUCAAGACAACAGUCCACCAGACUCUUCACCACCUCAAGAGUAUCUUGAUCCAUCUGUAUUACAUCCCUUUCUUCAAGAGCAUUUAGAAGAAGAUGAGCCAUGUCCACUAUCUUCAGGUUAUCAUUUAGCAACUGAGCAGCAUCAGCAUCGAACUCGAGAAUCUGUGAGCCCCACUGUGCUUAUAGAGCCAACUGAAGAAUCCUCAGAUCACAACAUAGAAGACUAUACAGUGGUGGAACCAGGUGACUGUCUUUUGCUGAAUCCAUUAACACCAGAGUCACUGGACCUUACUGAUUUGAAAUGGCCAAGUUUAGAAUCCUUGGACCCUGGUUUGCCCAGUCCAGGGUUUGCAGAUCUUCCAGACCCUCCAACCCCAGAAGCAACUGAUUAUGAUGAACCUGCUGACCAUGCAGAUGAAGAUCCACCUUUUCCAGAACUACUGGACACUAUUUUCUUGCAGCCAGCUACUCCAGAACCAGUAGAUUUAGAUGCGUCAAACCCCCUGACUCCAGAACCUAUGUCUCCAGUACUUCAGAGUUCAGCAAUGGUUGAGCCAGAGGCUCAUCCUGUUGUUUUGUGGUCCAAGAGUGAAACUAUGGAUCUGAAACAUUCAGGCUCCCCACCUUUAAACAGAAGAACUUCAAGCUGGUCAGAAGUAGAUAAAGAAAUCAUUAGCCCAUCAGAACCAACCUAUAUGGAAUCAAGUGUUGCCUACUUGACUCAACUCUCGACCCUUGAGAGUGCUUCAGUUACACUUCCUGAAGCUUUAUCUCCAUACCUAGAUGACCAGUACCCUGAAGACUCAGAUGACGAAGUUGCAGAGUACCCACUCAAGCCAGAUGCCCUCGACUCCGCUACGAUUGACCUCCUAGAGUCAGAGGCAGUCUUUUCAGCCAUCCUGUGUUCGGUGGAAUCAGAUGAUCCUGAAUUUGAGAAUCUGAAUAUAGAAGAGGCGCUGGAGAUAGUGGACCCAGGUAACAGUUCCCCUGCAACUAUAGACCCCGCAACUGUGCACCCAUUUAACUUGUCCCUUCUAGAACUUCAGGCUGCCUUAGAUGUAUCUAAGAGAGAAACAACCGAUAAUGGAUCACCAAGAGGAACCAUGGCUAGCGGCUCAUCUCCGUCUUGCAGAGAUUUCCUGUGGAUUAGAUGGCAACGAAGGUUACGGGGACGAAUGCCCAUUUCCAGGAGUGCAAGUAUGGAGAUUUACCACAAGAAAUACUCCAAUAACUCAGAGAUGUCUUAUAUGUCUCUGUCUAUUUGAGUAACUCGAAGCUACAUGUGGUACAUCACAGGAUUUCUAAAUGAAGAAAAGGAGUGUGUGGUAAUGAAGCAAACAUGUUUACAGGUGUGUCUGAUCUUUUGUGAGAGUGCAAGUGGGUGAAUGGAAGACAGAAUGAAAAGAGGAGAGAGUGAGUUAACCAAGAAGCCAUUAGGGAGGUUUUAGGCUAUAAGUGAUCCUUUAUUCAGAGCUGAUGAGCGUCAAUGAGAAGUUGUAGCUAAAAGCAGCUUGAUGCUCGCACCCACAUAAGAUUAACGUCCCUGGGACACUCAGCACUUAUUUAACACUGAGCAGCAAUGACUCAUCCAUGAACCAAAGUCUCAGUUCCACUAAAAACUCCUUCUCUUCUCUACAUUACUUUACAGUCUGUUUGGUUUGACCGUUGUAUUGUGGUAGAUACUGUGACUGUAUUGGCUGUGGACAGGAACUUCUCAAUGAAAAAUUCUCUAGAGUUCCUUUGAGAGCUUCUUUCUUUGAUAACCUAAGACAAUUAGAAAACAUUUUAUGGUGUUGAAACAUUGACUGAUGCUGCAGACAAGGAAUGUAUAAGAAAAAAAAAACUCCUCGUCCAAAUGAGUUUUAAAAAGGACGAGAACUGAACAUUUGACCAAAGACUGCUCAAGCGAUCUCUUUGAUAUAUUUUGUGGGUUUUGAUCAUCCUUUCCUCUGAAUGUGGACUAAUGGUGGUUACUUUGAGAUUCAACAGAAAUCAGACUGUAAAAAAAAAAGGUAUUAAGAAACGUAUGAAACGAUGUUCCAGGUAAUUCGAUUACGAGUCUUCAAAGCCAAAGCCUUGCUGUAAAACAAGCGGGUGGAUUUAGUACUGUGACAUUUUUGAAGACGCACAGGGGUCGAACAGCCGCAGUUUGCACAGCUAAGUGUGACAUUUUAAAUGCAUUCUGUACUUUACUGUUCCAUACAGGCAUAUAUAUAUACAAUCAAACGUAUAUACUGUACAUACAUGGGAUGAACGAUACUGACAAGGUGGUUGAAUUCUGCUCCACAGAUGAUCAUUUUUAUAUAGAUAUUCCUUGAUUUAUUGUGAAUAUACGGCUGAAUGUAUACUGUGUUUUUUUUUUCCCUGCAAUGAACGAAAUAAUAUAUGACUGUCAUUAGAUAUGCAAAGAGGAAACAUUAAGUUGUACAUCAAAAAUAAUGGCCACCGAUUUGUCUUCUUUAUGCUGGAAUGUAAAGUAGGGCCAUUGAGGUCAAAGUGUUAAAACGCUUCGAACACGCUUGAGGACUAUGAGGUAAAUUUGCUUGUGGAAGAAUUUAAUAUGUGGGAUUGUUUUCUCAGUGAGGAAAGAUGUAGUGAUCAAACCAUUUGAUGAUGUAGCGAUUGAAAAGGCAAAUGAUUAAAAAUAAACCUGGGCGACGAUCUUAAAUUGAAUAGUAUUUAUUCUAAAAUAAAAAUAAAAAGAAAGAGAGAACUGAGAGAGAAAAGAGAGAGAGCUUCAUUAAAAAAAAUUAAAAGUUAAUGUAUACAAAUUUCAACAGACUAGCCAGGUGAUUUGCGCAUAACUUGAGUUUAUCUCAAAGUUUUUCAAAUGAACGGUAACCCAAGAUCCCGAUCAGACCGAAUCGUAUCAUAUCAUAUUGAAGCAGAUAGCAGAUAGCAUAGUCAUAGUCUUAUCAUCAAAUAUCAAAUCAUUGCCUUAAGAAUCUAAAUUGUGUCGGUAUUUGUUUAGUAGUAAAAUCUGAAAUUCCACAAUGCUUCCUUGGAUAUACUGCAAGGUUUAAUUGUUUCUGUUGUUUAUAGCAGUGGUCCCCAACCCCCGGUCCGUGGACCAAAUGGUACCGGGCCGCCGAAGGAACAUUAAAUUAUUUCCAUUUUAUUUACUGUGGUGU